AUGCGGGGUCCAAAUGACAGUGCAGAUGGCUAUGCUCCGUUUUUGUCCCUGGCCAGCAGACUACCAUUGGUCAGUGAGUCUAGUGGAACAGAACCAGGGCCUGGUUACUAUGACGCUUCACCUGUUAAGCUAAAUGUCCACGGUGGCUGCAGUCUUCGGAACCUUUCCAAGCGCUUCAAGGGUCCAGCGUGUGAGGGGCCUGGCCCUGGGGCCUAUCAUGUUCCCAUGUCGCUAGCCUUUGUUAAUGAAAAGCUUGGGAGUAGACCGGUAAGUCCAAUGUGUAAAGGUGACCUUAACCAAGAGGACGAUGCGUAUCCACCUAAAAGUGCACUGCAGCGUGUUGCCAACCUAUAUGACGUGCCGUCCAUUCCCUCCCCGGGUCAGGCCUACGGGUACGAGGAGGAUGACCUGGGUAUUCUCCGCAAGCAAGAACCCCCGCACAGAGACGCCACCCUGGGCCCGGCCUACUACACUCCCUCCAGUGCCGAGAACAUGUCAAAGUACAAGGGUGUACAUUUUGGCAAUAUGAGCGCCAGGAGAGGGGAAGUGAGCAAAGAAGAAGGCCCUGGGCCAGGCCACUACUACCCUGAAAUCGUCCCGGAAACACGCUAUGAGAAUGUCAACCUGCGGAAAGAGCAGAAGGUCAAGGCGGAGCUGCUUAUUCCUCGAUAUCACCAACUGCUGCCCCAACUGGAGCACAAAAAGGGCGUGCCUGGUCCCGGACAUUAUGACAUCAGAGGACAGUUUGAGAGGACCAGCGAUAAAAAGCAGCCGGUUACCUCCUCCUUUCUAUCUGAAACUGAGCGCUUCAAAGUUGCCAAGGAAGCGUCGCCCCCUGUCGGCACCUAUGAUGACCCGCGCUGCGCCAUCAGAACGGUUCACAGUGGGACAGGGGUGAAUAAAAGCCCAUUUGGUGUCACAUCACACCGCUUUCAGACGAACCACAAUCGAGGUUCCGCACCAGGUCCUGGGUCCUACAAUGUUGUGUACAUGGGUUUGGCCCAGGAGAGUUUGAGAAGGGCAUUUUUAGAAAGAACCACGAAGGGAGGCUUUGGCUCCACCGCUAAACGCAGCAGCAGCUUCCUCAACAACGAGUUCGGACAAGGACCCAGUCCAGCAGAGUACAAGGUGGAAAAUCGUCCAGAGGAGCUUUACAAAAAGCAGCACACAGCCGCAUUUAGAUCAGCCACACAACGCCUGGCAUCCACAAAUGUGGCCAAAGAUUCCCCGCCACCCAAUGCUUACCAUAUAAGUGGGACACCGGAGGGUGCCGGUGGACACUGCGUCGCUCGGAAUAAAGAAGCCAGACGACGACAAUGCAGUUUCCUGUCAGCUGCUCCACGAAAUACUUCAUUUCUAGGUCGUGUGAACAACGGACCAGGUCCAGGUGAAUACAACCCAAGUGUGAGAUGCUCCACUUCAAUGGCUUUGAUGACCUCCAGGGAUGAGCGCUUCAAAGACACCACCAACACCAAUCCAGGACCUGCUGCUUACCAGUUGAGUCCAGGUCUAAUGAACACUUUACUGAAGGGAACCUUCAACGCCACUCUCUACAACCCUCUAAUGUUUCGGCGUCACCUAGCUGCCCAUAUUUUACCGGAACAACAGGCCAUUUAUGCCGUUACACACUGUACCACCACCAGUCCACCAUGA
Molecule: messenger RNA, 1653 nt
Organism: Corythoichthys intestinalis (scribbled pipefish)
Lineage: Eukaryota; Metazoa; Chordata; Actinopteri; Syngnathiformes; Syngnathidae
Gene: stpg2
Product: sperm-tail PG-rich repeat containing 2
Exons: 13
Coding region: 1-1653 (550 amino acids)
Biological process (GO): epigenetic programing of male pronucleus
Cellular component (GO): male pronucleus; female pronucleus; germinal vesicle
Molecular function (GO): chromatin binding; histone binding
Source: RefSeq, a predicted model, not a curated record